UUUUUUAUGCUCUGUUUGGGAAGGCAGAUAAAAUGCCAGGUCUGGACCGCCUCUGGGGAUAACCUCACCCUGUGCGAUGUGAAUGAAUAGCAUCUUGCCUGGUAAAUCCACAGCAGUUGAUAAGGCAGGUGCAAGUCUUCCAAACAGGCCUUUUCUGUCUUUACCUCUAGCUGUGGCUUCUGUAGCAGUUUUGUUUUUGCCUUGAUAGAGGUGCUCUGGAUUAUCAGACCUCCAUGUAUGACAAUUUGUACCUGCAUGGAAUUGAAGACUCGGAGGCUGAAGAAUAAUGUGAUGUGUUACCCAAGAUGGUGUGAACAAAGCUUCAAGCCAAUGGAGAAGACUAGGCCUAAAUAGCUGACCCGGUGAAGUGAAAAAUAAAGCCACACCUGGAGAGCCACAUCCUCAGCAGUCUUUCUCAAUGCCAAUGCAUUUAUGGCUGGUUCAGCGGAUUCCUACACGAGCAGGCCGUCUGACUCCGAUGUCUCUCUGGAAGAGGAUCGGGAAGCAAUUCGGCAAGAGAGAGAACAGCAGGCGGCCAUCCAGCUUGAGAGAGCAAAGUCCAAACCUGUAGCAUUUGCUGUGAAGACGAAUGUGAGCUACUGUGGUGCCUUGGAUGAAGAUGUGCCUGUCCCAAGCACGGCCAUCUCCUUUGACGCCAAGGACUUCCUACACAUUAAAGAGAAAUAUAACAAUGAUUGGUGGAUAGGAAGGCUGGUGAAAGAAGGCUGUGAGAUUGGCUUCAUCCCAAGUCCGCUUAGAUUGGAGAACAUCCGGAUUCAGCAAGAACAAAAAAGAGGACGUUUUCACGGAGGGAAAUCCAGUGGAAAUUCUUCUUCAAGUCUUGGAGAAAUGGUAUCAGGGACAUUUCGAGCAACCCCCACAUCAACAGCAAAACAGAAGCAAAAAGUGACGGAGCACAUCCCUCCCUACGAUGUUGUGCCAUCCAUGCGUCCGGUGGUGUUAGUGGGGCCGUCACUGAAGGGUUAUGAGGUCACAGACAUGAUGCAGAAAGCCCUCUUUGAUUUCCUGAAGCACAGGUUUGAUGGGAGGAUAUCAAUAACAAGAGUGACAGCUGACAUUUCUCUUGCUAAGAGGUCUGUCCUAAAUAAUCCCAGCAAGAGAGCAAUAAUUGAACGCUCAAACACUCGGUCCAGCUUAGCGGAAGUACAAAGUGAAAUUGAAAGAAUCUUUGAGUUGGCAAGAUCUUUGCAACUGGUUGUUCUUGAUGCAGACACCAUCAAUCACCCAGCACAACUUAUAAAGACCUCCUUAGCACCAAUUAUUGUUCAUGUAAAAGUCUCAUCUCCAAAGGUUUUACAGCGGUUGAUUAAAUCUAGAGGAAAGUCCCAAAGUAAACACUUAAAUGUUCAACUGGUGGCAGCUGAUAAACUUGCACAAUGUCCCCCUGAAAUGUUUGAUGUUAUACUGGAUGAAAACCAGCUGGAGGACGCGUGUGAACAUCUGGGAGAAUACCUUGAGGCCUACUGGCGUGCCACUCACACGACCAGUAGCACCCCCAUGACCCCACUGCUUGGAAGGAAUUUGGGCUCAACAGCACUCUCACCAUAUCCCACAGCAAUUUCUGGGUUACAGAGUCAGCGUAUGAGGUACAGCAACAACUCCACAGAGAACUCUCCAAUUGAAAGGCGAAGUCUAAUGACCUCUGAUGAAAAUUAUCACAAUGAAAGGGCUCGGAAGAGUAGGAACCGCUUGUCUUCCAGUUCCCAGCAUAGCCGAGAUCAUUACCCUCUCGUGGAAGAAGAUUACCCUGACUCAUACCAGGACACUUACAAACCUCAUAGGAACCGAGGAUCGCCUGGGGGAUAUAGCCAUGACUCUCGACAUAGGCUUUGAGUCUGCAGAAACAAACAAAAUAUUCAUCUGUUGACAAUUUGCCAUUGCACUGCUAGGAUACAACCAAUCAUCUUAACUCGGCAACUACAGCACAGUAUUGACUGUGCUUAUGGGCUGCUGUCAUUGAUACUAAGAAGGGGCAAAAAGAAAAAAAAAAAAAAAAAAGUGUACAUUAUGCCCUUAAGUCUAGAUGGAUGUUAGAUGCCCAAUCAUAGAGAUAUUUUUAAGUGCAACAUUUACAUAACAGUACCUUUUGUUUUCUUCAUUAGGUUUAGACACAUCAAUUUGUAAUUUAAGGUACUUAUCAAGGCACAUAUAAAAUAAUUUCCCAUGCUGGAAAUUCCAAAUGACCAGUUCCAGUUGGAACCAAUUUAUAAACCAAUUCCUGUUGGAAUUUGGGUGAAUUGACUAGAAAGUCUACUUGAGCAUGUUGUAAUCAAUUUAAAAAUCUGAAAAAAAAAAAAAGAAACUAAUCAAUAAAAUCAAAAUACCAAUAGAAGCCAAAACCAGCUAUGGUAUUUAUUUGCUGGAGACUAAAUUUACACUUAAAGUUGGAAUGUAUAAACAUUUUAAUAUAUGUUAACGUUGCCAGAUGGCUUUUCAAACUUACCAAAUGUAUUGAUAGUGCAAAAAAAAAUCUCAAAUUAAUGCAGAAAUUCUACAGUCUCCUCAGAUUUUAAUAUUUUUAUUUCUUUUCUGGCACAGCUGUUGUAUUCAAAGUGUUUUGCUUUUUGUUUAGUCACAACUGUUAGCUUGUUUGAAGUUGGCAAAAAAAAAAACCUCAAAAUUUCUUUAGCAGUGAGAGAGAAUAGUAAAGAGAAGCCCAAUCAUAGCUGGUUAUGUGAGAUGGAAAAUGGGGUGUUGUUUCCCCUUUAAUCAAUCUGAGCACAACUACAUACAUUCAGGAAUCUGAAGUCAGACAGUAAGAAUGGGCACAGAUCCUCCUGAGUGCAAGGCUAAACAUCUCCAGAUGGGAUUUCACCUAUCCCACUUACCACAAAUACGGGUUCCGUGUUCACCGCCAGCACAAUUGAGUAUCUUUCCAUUGCUUCACUCAGUCUCUGUCUUUGAAUAUCUGAAUGUUCUAGCCCUUCACCAAAUUCUUUAUAAUCAUGCUAAGGAUUUUUUGUUUUACAUGGACACACUGAAUUUUGAUAUUGAAAGCUGCGUUUAUACAAAAUGAAUAAUUGAAAAACUGUGAAAACGAAUUUACAAGCUUGCAGUAAAAAAAUAAACUUGUAGAUUCAGAAUAGAUUUGUUUACUAAAAUUGUAUCAUUUUUAUUGCAGAGAAUUAUAAAGCAUUUGAAGAUUGAACUGCUUUAUUUCUAAUGAACACUCCUCUUUACCUAUUAAGUCUUCACAGUUUUUCCAGUGACUAUAAUUACAGAAUCAGUGACCUUAUGUCUCCAAUAAUCAAGGAAGCCUUAGAUUCACUAUGAUCCAAGAAACUAUUGAAAUUGACCCUUUUAUACAAUACACAAAUGUCUUUAGGAAAAGACUCUUGUUUCUAAGAGUCCGUUUUUCUAAAACUCGCAUAGGAUCAGGCAUAAAAGUCCUUUUCUACUAGUACAUGUCAUGAAGCCUAUUUUUUUUGGAAAACAAUAAUAAUUCAUAUUCUGUUAUCUUAUUUCCCCCCAUCCAAGCCUUUCAAUGUUUAGGCUCUCAAAGCAUGCACCAGUUAAAUAAUUUUCUUGACCAUGAAAAUAGGUUCCAUAUUCUUAAUUAGUUAUGUAUAUAUCUUGAACCUCAUUAUAACCCCCGCAUUCCCUCUCCUCCUGUUAUUCACUGUGCAUACCCCAUUAUGAACCUGUUUAGCUGAUAAUGAGGAUGCCUAUAAUCAUGUAAGUUAUCGCAAAUAUUUGAUACAAUUAAAAAAUGUGGGCUCAGUGAAUUCUAAAAGUUAACAUGUGAUACUGGCUUGUGAGGUUCUUUUGUCAUCUAGUGAAGCUUACAGAAUUUUCAGUUAAGACAUUUAAAAGAGCUAUAUCCAUUAGGCACUUUACUAAACAUACAACCUGCCAUUACUGAAUACUUUGUUAGAGCACAGAAGAGCAUUUUCCAGCAAACAAAUAUAUUUAUUACAUGUACAGCACAUAUUUGCAUGAAAAAGAAAACACUAGCCAAAACAUUUUUCUAUAUGCUUUACUGGUUUCUUGUUUGUGCGCAUUAAAGUAUUUAAUUGCAAAGAGUGCACCAAGGUGUUAAACUUAGACUAGACAGCUGUUCAGCUUUUUCUGUAGUAGCAUUAGCAAUCUGGCCAUUUAACUACUUUAAGAUAUUUACAUUUUAUGGCAGGUAGCUGUAACAGCAUUUACAUAUAUUUCCUAGUCAGCAAGAUUACCAUAUUCUUUCAACUUUUAAAAAUCUCUUGUUUUUAAUGGCCUCUCAAAGCCUAGUUUCUAUGUCCUCUAUGUCACGCUGAUAGAGAGGUCUACUCAAUAUCUGUGCACAAAACCAAUCUUUCCUUUACCAUCAAGUGUCCAUACCUGUUUUGCUUUGCAUUCUUAUUCAAAAGCUAACAAUCUUGGAAAGGGUAUAAUGUAUAUUUUCUUGAUGGAUGUACUUAAAUUUUUACUUUGAUUUAGCAUAUUCUUUCCCCUUCCUUUUGUAAUACGUUAUCUUCUCCAAAUGAAUAAGGGAUAUGCAUUUUCCUUUUUCUUUUUCUUAAGCCUUAGAGUUUAUUGUGUAAAUGAUACUAAAAUACAGAUAUAUACUAAAUGAAAAGUUUUAUUUUUACCAAACACAUCAAGCACCUUUGGAAAAUACAUAUUCCAUAAAUACUUUGUUUUUAACUGAUUUCAUUUAAAGAUUAGCAAAUGAUAAGCAGGAGAAGCAAGUCUUAUAAUGUUUUGAGGCUGCUUUAACUUAUAGUAUAAACCACAUAUUCUGUAAUUUCAGCAUAUAUAAUUUCAGAAUAUGUAAAUUACAUAUUCUGUAAUUUCAGUCAGCGAACAUGUAACAAUGUAGACACAUGUGACAAUGUGGAAGUGUAGUCUUGGAAAAAAAAGGAAUGCGAUUUGUCAAUCCUGAUGUUAAUUCUCAAGGCUGUAAUGUGACUCCAGUAUUGUAAUCAACCAUGUUAUCUUGUUUCCUCCAAUAUUUAAAGCAACACUUAGAAAUGUUUAUAAAUGACUGAUGAUUCUCGCUUUUCUUUAUACAGUUCUGUUGGAAAGAAAAUUGAAAUUAACAAUUCAGACUGAUAGUCUUUCCUAGUAAGAGAGUCUUAAUUAUGUGACAAUAUGACAUUGCUUAGUUCUUAACGAAAUGAAUUUUUUAAGUAUAAAACAAAUUCUGAGAAAAUUAUUUGUUCCCUUUGAAUAAUUUCUUAAUUACUUUAAUUAUUAUUGUUGUUGUUUGCGAAAUGUAUUUUUGGAAUGUUAACCUCUUUAACAUACCUGCAUACUUGAACUUGUCUUUUGUGUGAGGGCCUUAAAAUUCAUAAUCGGAAGCUAAAGCAGUGAAAGGGAGGGAGAGAAGGAAAUGAUGCCAAAAUACGGUUUGCAAAUUUAAACUCCUUGAAUGAACAUAUCAUAAAAUGUUGUUGAGACCCAGGAUGUCAGUUAAGAAUGUUUCUAGGCAACCUUAAUUUGCAUGCUAGUGUAUUUUCUUAUUACACAAUUUUAUUUUGGUAUUUGCUAAAAAAUAAAAACAAAAUAAUGCCACUACAGAAAUUGCCCUAUAUAUUGAUAUUUAUACUACCUCUUCUCUAGAGAAGACAAUCUGUCUUUAAAGAGAAAACACUUUUCAAUAAGUAGGGAAUUUAUUACUCUUACUGCUAACCUUGCUGCAAAGCUAAAUGCAUAAAUUGUUAAAAUAUACUUUCCCCUUAGAUUUUCAACUGUUGACAAAAUGCUCUUGUCACCCUUUCAUUUCUUCCAUGUUAGUGAACUUUUCUUUCAAUCAGUUCACAGUUUAUCAGGAGACAAGGUAAACAUUUAAUAUGUCAGUAAUCAUAGGGAACAAGACAAACUGCAAGGAAAUUGCUUUUGUGUGCAAUUUGUUAUAACAUCUAGCUCCAAGUCUGAGAGUAGAUUCAGAGAUUUGAUGUUUAAGUGAAGUUGGUUUGCAAAUUCAAAUUUUGUUGAUCCUUGACUUCUCCUAUGGACACUUAGCCAUUUACUGAGUAGGAUCAUCUUGGACACUCAUGUCCUUGGAACAAACUUCAUAUCAAUGUUUCAAAUAAAUGAGAAUGUACCCCUUAUUUCUUUUAUAUUUCUGCCUGUAUUUCUGUCUUUCAUGACACUGUUGCAUGUUCUUUUCUUUGUUAAUUAUAUAAAAUUCAUCUUUGAAUAACUUUAUGAAUGAAAACAUUAUAGGGAAUUAUGUAAUAAAAUUUGUUUCAUUAGUUCCUCAUACCUUUAAACAUUAGUUCCUCAACACUUUAAAUAUUGUUAAUUCUGUAACUGUUAUUAAGUUACUUACUCAAGCUGUGUCUAUAGGGCAGAGAACAGUCCUCUUCUUUUAGAUGAUAAUCAUGAUCAAACCACUCAAUACAAUAGUUGUCAGAUAGACAACAAGGAUAACUUUUUUGUUGUUGACUUAAGCAGUCAAGUUACUUAAAAUAGUAAAAUUGGUUUAUAUGAGCAGACAGAGCUACAGCAUUCAAAAAUUACUUGUUAAAGGUUUCCUUUUUUGUUAAAAUGAACUUUCUCAAAUGAAACUCAUCCUCAUGUAGCAAGUAUCUCUUUCUACUUGCGGAUGGUUUCAUACCAAAUGCUUCAUGUAAUUAAGGGACAUUAUGAGAGGACUAGAAAAUAUUUCAUCAGAUAAUCUUGACUAAGGGCUGUAACUCCCACUUACCGUGAAAACAUAAGUAAGAGUGAAUAGUCAUGAGUUUGGGGGAGUCAUAGUUACAUAUGAAAUUUUCCUUUGUUUCUUUUGAUGUAUGUAAAAUGUUUGUAGAAAGAUGGUAGAAUAUGUUAUUAAUGAAUUUAGAGUGUUUGGGGAAUACACUGAUGCUUCCUCUUUGAAAAUUAUAGAGUUAAAAUGAGGACUAUCUAGGAACCAAAAUUGGCAGGCCUCCAGCUUUACAAUACUUUGUAAGUGUUCUUGGUUAUGUUUUGAACACUUAAAUUUCUCAACAAAUGGCUAUGUCUAUAUUUAUGUAGGGGCCACUCUUGCUCUACUUGCAUGCCACUUUCACACAUCUUUAACUGAAAUCAGUGUGAAUUCUGUAUGCAUAUGGGAUGUAUUUUAAGAUGCAGGAUCAUUAAUGCUAUAUUGUUGCAUACUAUUUUUUAUUUUUCAUAUGCCUUACAAUAUUUUCUGGGAUGUUAUUAAAAUGAAAGCAUUUUAUUGCCAAAAUAAACCUGUGUUGUUAUUUCUAAUCUGCAUUAGCAGUAGAAAAAUAAUGUAGCAAAAACAUAUAUUGUAUAGUACAAAAUUAUAAAAGAUAUAUAUUUUGCCAAUAAUAUAAAAAGAGAUUGAGGAGAAAGAAGCACAUUUGUUAUAGCACAAACUUACAACAAAAUCCACUGUUAAAUUUGGCAGUUGUAUUUUUUAAAAGUAUAUAGAUUUAGUUCUAAGUUUUAUCAGAUUUAUUUCAUCUACCAUCUUUUUAACUUGCUGCUUGAUACUUUUCCAGCAAUUUACUUCAUAGCCUUGCAAUCUGUGGAUGUAAUUUAUUUUACUUUAUCCCCUUCCAUAAAACUUAUUAAAUUUUAUUUUGUGAUAAGACUCAUACUAUAUUUACUGUUCUUAUUUCUUCUCCUUCAGUAACAACUACAAAAAGUAACAGCAAGUGAACUUAUAGGGCUCCUCUGAAUUUUGGACAUGUUUGAAAUGUUUUAUAUUUUUCACAGCCUACCGUCAGAAUGAGAAAUAAAGAUGUCCCAACAACAACAAAAAAGUAUUUAGGGAUUCUUCAAUUUGUUUUGUACUGAAUACCAUUUUGAAACAUAAGUAAAAGCCAUUAGCUGUUUUUUUUGAAAGGGUGGUGGGAGGGAAAAACAGAUAAACUUAUUAAUACUAAAAAUAAAAAUGGCAAAUUGAUGUAAAAAGAUUUCCCUACUAUUCUGAGAGCUGUUGAUAUCCCAAACUAUUGCUAUAUCUCCAGCUACAAAGUGGAAAAAAAAUGCUUUUAUCCAGUAUUUUUCCUUUCUUUAAAUUUUAGUUAUUUAUUUUGAUAAUUUACCCCCUUUUAUUUUUCUUAUAUAGGUAAAUGUGUAGCAUUCUACAAGGCAUGCUGGGUAAAAUAUACUAUGCAAAUGUGUACAGUGCUGCAUGUUUUGUUCUCCCUCUGCUUUAGUGGCUUUAAAGAAAAAAAAAAAGUGUUGUUAUUUUUGUGAACCAAAACAUUUAACAAAGAAAAUGCAGAGUGCAUGCAUAUAGUAUCCUAAUUUCUAUGGAUUUGUUUUAUGGAAUUUAAAUGUGUACAAACCAACUGCAUUAAU
Molecule: messenger RNA, 8247 nt
Organism: Balaenoptera acutorostrata (minke whale)
Lineage: Eukaryota; Metazoa; Chordata; Mammalia; Artiodactyla; Balaenopteridae
Gene: CACNB4
Product: calcium voltage-gated channel auxiliary subunit beta 4
Exons: 14
Coding region: 433-1854 (473 amino acids)
Biological process (GO): neuromuscular junction development; chemical synaptic transmission; calcium ion transmembrane transport
Cellular component (GO): voltage-gated calcium channel complex
Molecular function (GO): protein binding; high voltage-gated calcium channel activity
Source: RefSeq, a predicted model, not a curated record